AUGGGAAGAAGCUUCUUCUCGACAGCCCCAGCGGAGGAAGAAGAGCUGACGUUUAAGUCACCAAAAGUAGAAGAUUUGUAUGGAAGAAUUAAGACACUCCCAGAAGAGGAGGUGAACGUCUUGGGUGCUAUGGUGAUUCAAGUAUUAGGGGUCAAAAUAUUCCCUGGUCAGUUCGGAGGAGGCGGAGCAGCUGUUGGCGGGGCAGAGGCUGCCGCACCUGUAGAAGAAGUCCAAGAAGUAAAGACUAUUUUCGAUUUGAAGUUAGUUGGAUUCGAUGCCAAGGCGAAGAUUAAGGUUAUCAAAGAAGUUCGUUCCAUUGCUGGUCUCGGCCUAAAGGAAGCCAAAGAACUUGUGGAGUCUGCGCCAAAGGUCAUCCAAAAGGACUUGAAGCCAGAAAAGGCAGAAGAACUAAAGGCGGCGCUAGAAGCUGUCGGUGCACAAGUCGAAGUGGUAUAA
Cylindrotheca closterium is the source of this 456-nucleotide messenger RNA. The record is from the annotation of a GenBank genome assembly. NCBI's taxonomy places the organism in Eukaryota, Bacillariophyta, Bacillariophyceae, Bacillariales, Bacillariaceae.